Molecule: messenger RNA, 660 nt
Organism: Caenorhabditis bovis
Lineage: Eukaryota; Metazoa; Nematoda; Chromadorea; Rhabditida; Rhabditidae
Source: the annotation of a GenBank genome assembly
AUGGAAUCGGUGAUUUACGUCUAUUCAUCAAGAAAAAAAGAAGAGACAUUCAGUGCGAUAAGCAGCUAUGUGAAAUAUAUUGAGCGAAUUAUUGUUCGAGGAGGUUUCGCCUCGAAUGUUGAACAUAUCGGAUCGACCUGCACGAUCGAGCGAAAAGUUAGAACAACCGUUGGCCAAUUGAGAAGGGUCCUAGAUUAUGCCGAUCCAGGAUCGGAACAGUAUCGAACGAGUGUCGUUCAGCAUUCACUCCGAAUGCCCUACCGCACGAAAUUGCCUGAUCCGAUUCAAUUCAUUGAAGGAAUGGUGAUGGACGGUAGACAAUUGAAUAUUGCUGGCGAAUUUCGAGAAGUGAACGUGUCGAACGCCCAAAUAGUUAGUAUCAAUAAUCCCAAUGAAUUGUCACUUUUUGUUUCCGAAUCGGUCAAUGAGCGAACUGAUCAAAAAGGGGAUCCUCCGGCGGUUUCGGACAUUCAAUUGCCGGAUGACGAGGAAGAUUUUGUCGCGAACGCGACGAGACCUACUCACGAUAUCGGGCAGAAUAAGACGAUGAUGAAUUCUUGGAUGACGCGGGAUCAUUUGAUAGUGAUACAGGCGAUCGCGAUGUUUUCGCCGAUGUUGAUGCUGGCGGGAAUGGUGGUCCUUUUGAGCAGUCCGUUCUAG